Cyprinus carpio (common carp) is the source of this 1570-nucleotide messenger RNA. Its product is annotated as vesicle-associated membrane protein 5-like. Gene Ontology annotation, cellular component: plasma membrane. Gene Ontology annotation, biological process: Golgi to plasma membrane protein transport. NCBI's taxonomy places the organism in Eukaryota, Metazoa, Chordata, Actinopteri, Cypriniformes, Cyprinidae. The record is from RefSeq and is a predicted model, not a curated record.
AGAGGCGCUUCCUCACGGCAGAGUAAAGUAGAAGAUUGUUGUCUACGUCGCGCGUGAAGUUUUAAGAUAUCGACCUUGUGUUAUUUUCUCUUAUUAGCUGCUGGUGUCUCUUUCAGAUGCGGCGACAGUUUAUGGUGUAUUAACAACGACAGAUUAAACAAUGGAGAAUGGGCAAAGCCGCCUCCGUCAGGCCCAGGACGAUGUGGAGGAAAUCAAAGUUAUCAUGCUGGAUAACAUGAACAAGGCUGACGAGCGUGCGGGCAAACUCGGGGAGCUUGAGGACCGAGCUGAUAAACUACUUGAACAUAGCGAAAAAUUCUCAAAGACCUCGACUAAGGUGAAACAGAAGAAGCGUUGGGAAAAUAUUAAGUACAAAGUGAUAGUAGCAGCAGUUGUAGCUGCUGUGGUGCUUGGCAUUAUUGUGGCUGUGGCUAUAGCUGCGAGCGGUGGCAGUGGCGGUGAGGACAGUAAAAACACACCCGAAAACACAUCAGCAACAAAAGCCCCAUGAAAUGGCUAGAAGAUAAGCUGGCAGAGAAGGUGAAUGAACAUAAGUUGUGUCUGAAAUUCCUCAUAAUACCACCUUGAAAGUCUUUAUUCAAGUUCUUUUGUAAAAGUAAAGACAAGGAACGUUUUAUAGAUCGGUGAAUAUACAAGCUGAAUCUGUGAUGCUACUUUCUAUCAAGAUGAUGCUAAAAAAUAAUGUGGUGGGUGAUACAAAUGGUACCAUGGUCUCACUAUAAUUUCUUUUUUUAAUUUUUCAGUGGUAACACACAUAGUAUGUGGUAUUACACAGUUUACAUGCAUUCUUGUUGGACUAAACAUAUUUUUAGCCAUAUAUAAAUAUAUACAUGAUAAAUCAGUGACAAAUGCGGGUUAAAGUGUAGCAGGGAAAAUAUUUUAGACUGUGUCGACUUUGUCAGGGAGUAGAGCAUUGUUUUUUUUAAUCUUGUUCUUCAAAGAAAAACUUUCUUGAUUUUGUUUUUCAUCAGUGAAAGGCUUGUGUCAUGAUCUCGACAUUUUUCUGUGUGUUUGGCUUUUCUCAUAUUAGUUACAAUAUAAUGUAAUAUAAUUAUUACAGCCUUGGUACCCACAGCAGUGCACGUUUUGGAUGUCUCCCUUGUAUGACAGACCCAUUUCAACAAAAGAGCUGAUGAGUUUAAUCAGAUGUGUUUGAUUGUGGAAACAUAUAAAAUGUGCAUUACUGGGAGUAAUCCCAAUAAUUUGGGGCACACAUUCUGGGACUAUGGCACAUUUUUGCUAAAACGUAUCUAUAGGUUUUGAAAUGUAUUAUUAUUAGUAGUAUUACCAUAACAACCAUAGAAAUUGAGGAGGGCAUAUUCCCUCAGAAUUCAUGUUUGUCAGGGGAUUAUUUCUGUGAAUAUUUUAAAAUAUCCACUUCUUAAAAUGUGACAUUUUGGUCCCCCAUAAUCUUGAACAAUUCCAUCUUUAGUCAUUACAAUGUCAAAGCAGAUAAAUACUGUAAAAAUAGUCAUACAUUGAGAAUUUGCUGCUAAAACAGCUCUUUAUGUAUGUGUGUGUGUAUAUGAAUAAAUGUUCCUUAUGUAAA